AUGUUCACCGUGUACUGCAGGUUGUGUUUGAAUCCUUCCCCGUUGAACGAAAUCGUUUCACUGUUUGAUACAUACAAAGGCUUCACUAUACGCGAUGCUUUGUUGGAGUUGUUUCAAAUUGAGAUACUUCCCACGGAAAUGCUAUCCACUAUCUGCAAGAAAUGUGUUGCAAAAGUCUGUACCGUACGGGACAUUCGAGAAGAAUUUAUCACACAGGAUCUCAAAUAUCAGCAAAUGAUCAGCAGUUCCAGUAAGGAAGAAUCGCUCUCAGUACAGCAACAAACUAUAUCCAAACCAUCGCAAACUACCGCUGAACCUUCUCCCGAGGCUGAAAGCACCACUGAAGAACAACAAUCUAAGCAAGAAGAGGCUAAUGGAAGUGUCGAAUGUUUAGAGUUAAGCGAAGAGAAAGAAAAAGUAACUUCGGACAAUGGUGAUAGUAAUUCCAUCGUCUACUAUGUAGAGCAAUCAAACGAUGCAGACGGACAGGAUACACCACAGUCAGAAUUUGAAGUGACGCUAGUGCCCGGAAGUUCUGGAAAGUCACCGGUUCGAUUUAAAAUAGCCAAUUGCCUUGCGCGGGACGGGUAUGACAGCGAAGAAGUAGAUGUUUUGGAAGCGAAAAACGAUGAAGAUAAUGCCAGCGUUCAAGCAUACUGCACAUAUUCGAAAGAUAUUGCCGAUCCAUCGGAAGCGCAACCCGGUGGAAAAGAAACAGUGGAUUGUACGAACUUGUACAUCUGUGAAUGGUGUGAUACAUACUUCGACACACACGAAGCGUACAUGGCGCAUGUUUGUACGGAACGGGUGGAAGCAACCGAAACACACGAAAGCCAAAGCAAAAAGCGACCGUUAGUGGGUAGGGCAAACAAAAGAGCCCUUCCAAAAACAACAGUCUGUCCACACUGUUCGGAAGUGUUCAACAUGGACAAACAUCUGGUCCAGCACAUGAAGUUAACGCAUCCGGAUCAGGUUGAAAUUAUCAACUGCACUGAAUGCACCGAACAGUUCGCUACAUCCGAUGCUCUCUACGAACACGAACGGUUACGACACCGAACCGGUCAUCAGUGUAAGUUUUGCGGAAAGGAACUACCGAACGCUUUCGCGCUGCAAAGUCACGAAAAUGUUCACACCAAGCGGCAAACGUUCAGCUGCCCAGUGUGUAAUAAAAGAUUUUCCCAGUACAGCAGCAUGUGGCGUCAUAGGUUGAUACAUGACGAUAUAAAAGCGUACGAGUGUGACGUGUGUCAGCGUCGGUUCCGGCAACGGACUGUUAUGCUAGCGCACCGUCUGGUACACACCGGAGAGAAACCGUACACAUGCGGGAUUUGCGAUAAAUCCUUCCGAGAUCGUAGCACACUGGCAAGGCACGGACAAGUACAUACAAGAUUAAGGGUGUUAAGGAAAAAGGAAAACAUGGCAUCAACCGAAGUUUGA
This is a messenger RNA of Anopheles marshallii, 1437 nucleotides long. Its product is annotated as zinc finger protein 184-like. The transcript is spliced from 3 exons. Lineage: Eukaryota; Metazoa; Arthropoda; Insecta; Diptera; Culicidae. Bases 1 to 1437 code for a protein of 478 amino acids. The record is from RefSeq and is a predicted model, not a curated record. Gene Ontology annotation, cellular component: nucleus. Gene Ontology annotation, molecular function: zinc ion binding.